AUGGUUUUAGAAAAUAAAUGGGAAAAUAUUAAUGAAAAUAUAAACCCAGAAUAUAAAACAAAUUUAUUACAUAUAUCAUUAACAUGGAAUGAAGAACAAUGGGGAAACUGGGCUUAUAAUACUUUAAAAUGUUUUCUUGAAAAUGAUUGGAAUAUCUUGAUAAAAGAAAUUACAGAACAAAUUAAUACACAUAUUGAUCAACGAUGGAUAAAAUGGCUACAUGAACAAAAUUCCAUUUGGCUUUCCAAUGAUUGGAUUAUUGAUGAAAAUGCAUUCUGGGAAAAUAUGAUAAAACUUGAUUCAUCAAAAUAUGCAUGGACACAGGAAGUUAAACAAUACUUUAUUAAAUGGAAUGAAAGAACAAAUCAUCAAAACUUUAUGUGGAAUAAUUGGAUACAUAAUAAAAACAAAAUAAUUAAUCAUAUUAAAAAAGAUAAUCUGGAUGAUUGGACAAAGGAUAAAUAUGAUUCCUUUAAUAAAUGGAGAGAAAUAUUUCUUCAAGAAUUGGAUAACUACCAAAAGUGGAAAAAGCUAGCUAAAUAA
Molecule: messenger RNA, 543 nt
Organism: Plasmodium adleri (nom. inval.)
Lineage: Eukaryota; Apicomplexa; Aconoidasida; Haemosporida; Plasmodiidae
Product: merozoite-associated tryptophan-rich antigen, putative
Exons: 2
Coding region: 1-543 (180 amino acids)
Source: RefSeq, a predicted model, not a curated record